Molecule: messenger RNA, 2125 nt
Organism: Daphnia magna
Lineage: Eukaryota; Metazoa; Arthropoda; Branchiopoda; Diplostraca; Daphniidae
Product: 2-aminomuconic semialdehyde dehydrogenase
Exons: 11
Coding region: 191-1678 (495 amino acids)
Molecular function (GO): oxidoreductase activity, acting on the aldehyde or oxo group of donors, NAD or NADP as acceptor
Source: RefSeq, a predicted model, not a curated record
CCGUUUUUUUUUAGCCAUAGACUUUUUUUUACAUCUGACAAACGUUUUUUUAGCCGCGGGGUUUGUUAUGGUAUUCGACUUUAGUUGACCUUCUAUCCUUUACCGUCAGUAGGACACCAACAAACUCAGCAACAAUAACUUCUAUCCUUUGUAGUGACCGUCAGUCGACCGAAAUUCUCCAACUAGUAAAAUGUCAUUGAGUAAAAUUAACCUUCUUAGCGAUAACCCAAACCCACUUGUAGUCAACAACUUCAUUGGGGGCAAUUUCGUCAAAUCUAGCAAAUAUCUUGAUAGUUAUGACCCCUCGACUGGGGAAGUUUGGGCGCAAAUUCCAGAUAGUGACUCAGACGAAGUGGAUGAAGCUGUGAGGCAUGCGAAAAACGCGUUUCCCAUGUGGUCAAAUAAAACAGCUGCUGAAAGAGCAAAAUUCCUCAUUAAAAUGGCUGAAUCCAUAGAAGAAAAUAUAGAAAUACUAGCUUCUGCAGAAUCAAGAGAUCAAGGAAAGCCAGUUGCCUUGGCAAGAAGGAUGGAUAUUCCGAGAGCAGCACUCAAUUUUCGAGCCUUUGCUGAAUCUAUUUGUCACCACCUCAACAUCUCAAAUGGCAUACCUGAAAUGGGCUGUAUGAAUUACACAGUGAGAAAACCUGUUGGAGUUGCUGCAUUGAUUAGCCCAUGGAACCUUCCACUGUAUUUGUUGACAUUCAAGAUUGCUCCUGCUCUAGCUUCAGGAAAUUGUGUUGUAUGCAAGCCCAGUGAGGUUACAUCUGUGACAGCUUGGAUGCUAUGUAAACUGGCCAAGGAUGUGGGUUUACCGGAUGGAGUACUCAAUAUGGUUUUUGGAACUGGCAUCAAAGCCGGAGAAGCACUAAUUAAUCACAAAGACGUGAAUGUAAUAUCAUUUACGGGAUCAACAAACGUUGGACGUCACAUAGGACAAGUUGCCGCCAAGAGUAUUAAAAAAGUCUCGCUCGAGUUGGGAGGUAAAAACGCCGGGAUAAUCUUGGACGAUGCGGAUUUGUCUAAAGUUAUACCAGCUACGAUCAAUUCAUGCUUCCUGAAUCAGGGUGAAAUAUGCUUGUGUACUUCACGCAUCUUCGUUCAACGCCCAAUUUUCGAAGAAUUUGUUCAACGCCUAGUACAAGAAACCAAAAACUUGAAGGUGGGCCCACCUACGGAAGAUGUUUUUAUGGGUCCAUUGGUUAGCCAAGCACACCUGGAAAAAGUUAAGAGCUAUAUUGAUAUAGCUCGAAAAGAUGGAGCGACCAUUCUUUGUGGCGAAACUGUCGAUGAACUUUCUUUAGCUGCUCCACAUAACCAGGGAUAUUUCAUUCGACCAACGAUUAUCACGGGAUUGCCCGAUUCUUCAGCUUGUAUGCAAGAAGAAAUUUUUGGCCCCGUAGUGUGCGUCUCUCCGUUUGACGCGGAGGACGAAGUGAUUGAACGAGCCAAUAAUGUUAAGUACGGACUAUGUAGCGCGGUUUGGGGACAGAGUGGUGAAAGAUUGUUGCGAGUUGCUCACAAGUUACAUGUUGGUACUGUUUGGAUUAAUUGCUGGCUGAUACGCUCCUUGGAUAUGCCUUUUGGUGGAAUGAAAGAAAGUGGCAUUGGACGAGAAGGGACUUCUCAUUCUCUGGAUUUGUAUACCGAGGAAACAACAAUUUGCUAUAAAUUCCAGUAAUCUGCCGGUAGAGCCGCCGAUACUGAAGCAGAUCUUGGAAGUUUUAUUGCGUAAUUGAGUAGUAUAAGAAUCAUUACCACUUUAGACCAGAGGCGUGGCAUUUCGUGCAUGCAAGUAACAAAUACUCAUGCCAUGGCUAAUGGGUUUUCUCUUUAAAAAUAUCAAAUAAUAUCAGUCAUUUAAUAAUAUCAGCUUAUUUUACAGCUUGACGUAUCAUGUUUCAUCCGUAUCAAAGUUCUGUUGCCAAGCUCGGAAAACGAACGGCUUCUUCUUUCUUUGUCGUUAAAUUUUACAGAUAUUAUUAUGUUUUCCACUUGAUUUGAUGUGGUCGUGGCUUUAACACUUCGAACAUUAUGAAGUAGAGUUUGGAAUAAUUAUCAGUAGACGAUAAAAGUAACACAACACUUCUGAAUAAUUAAUUUACAUUAAAAAGUAUGAAAUACCAAA